UGACAUGAUCAACAAGUGCACACGAGUGGCUGGGUUACUGAUUACUGAUGAUGUUAUAGUUUGUUAGUGAUAAGGCUCUUGCUUUAAGCGCAAAGUCCUGCCAAGUACAACGAGCCUGCAGCUACUUCACCACAUCCAUCCCAUCCUUCACAAGACCACUGCCGCCUCUAAGGUCCUUCACUGCGGUUUUUUUUUCGGCUUCCUUUCUUCUGUUGAGCACGUCAGCAGCAUCAUGAGUGUGGAGUCCAAAAAAACACGUGAGGCUUGCUGCUCCAAGCUGAAGCUCUUCCUGGCCUCUAUGUCAUUUGUAUACUUUUCCAAAGCCUUUGGUGGAGCCUAUAUGAAGAGCUCCAUCACCCAGAUUGAGAGGCGCUUUGAUAUCCCCAGCUCCCUCAUAGGAGUUAUAGAUGGCAGCUUUGAAAUGGGAAACCUGUUGGUGAUAGCCUUUGUAAGCUACUUUGGCGCGAAGCUCCAUCGUCCCAGGCUGAUUGGUAUUGGUUGUGUAAUCAUGGCUGCAGGAUCUUACCUCAUCGCCUUGCCUCACUUCUUCCAGGGACUGUAUAAAUAUGAGACCAGCAUGUCUCACACUACAAAUAUCAACAGCACUGAGAGUACCCUGCCCUGUCUGGCCAAUCACAGCCUGGUUGAAGCAGAUGAGGCACCCGAUUUAGACGCUAGAACAGCUUGUGAAAAGGCAGCCGGCUCUUCCCUGUGGAUCUAUGUAUUUUUGGGAAACAUGCUGCGUGGGAUUGGAGAAACUCCAGUCAUGCCUCUGGGUGUGUCCUACCUGGACGACUUCUCCAGAGAAGAGAACACGCCUUUCUAUUUGGCCUGCAUCCACACAGUGGGAAUCCUAGGACCCAUGUUUGGCUUCAUGCUCGGGUCCUUCCUUGCCAAGAUCUACGUGGAUGUUGGAUCUGUGGAUUUAGACAGUGUCACCAUCAACCACAAAGACUCCCGCUGGGUGGGGGCCUGGUGGCUGGGCUUCAUAGUGACUGGCACCAUUAUCCUGCUGUCCAGUAUCCCAUUCUGGUUCCUGCCCAAGUCUUUGCCCAAGCAGGGGCAAGAGCAGAGCCAGAGUAAGGCCACAGAGCUCGCCACAGUGGCAGAGCAGGAGAAUUUCCUGCCAGACGAAAACCAAGAACAUGAGGAGAAGCCGCUUACAUUCCAGGAGCUGGCUAAAGGUUUCAUUCCAUCUCUGAAAAGACUCUUCAAUAACAGGAUCUUCACGCUGAUGGUCCUUAUGUACCUUGUGGCUGUUAACGGCUUCAUUGGCAUGAUCACCUUCAAGCCAAAAUUCUUGGAGCAAAUCUACGGCCAGUCCGCCUCCAAGGCCAUUUUCCUCAUAGGUAUACUUAACCUGCCAGCAGUAGCUUUGGGUAUCAUCACCGGAGGUUUCGUACUGAAGCGUUUUAAGCUGGGUGUCAUCGGAGCAGCCAGGGUGUCGAUGACGGCUUCCAUCGGGUCCUUAUGUCUGCUUUUCAUGCAGGUCUUCAUCAGCUGUGACAAGGCAGAGGUGGCAGGUCUCACAGUCACAUAUCAGGGGGUUCCUCAAGUGUCCUUCAACCAACAGACCUUGCUGUCAGAGUGCAACAUGGGCUGUUCUUGCUCAAUGAAGCAUUGGGACCCAGUUUGUGCCUACAAUGGAGUGACGUAUGCCUCGCCCUGCCUGGCAGGCUGCCAGACCUCCACUGGCACUGGAAAGGAAAUAGUGUUUCAUAACUGCACCUGCACUGGUGAGAUAAUGACUCCAGGCAUGAACAUGUCCGCAGUGUUGGGCCAGUGCCCCAGGAGGAGCAACUGUGAUCACAUAUUCAAAAUCUACAUGGCUUUGUCUGUCGUGGGGUCUUUCAUUUCUGCCUGUGGGGGCACGCCGGGAUACAUCGUACUGCUCAGGUCCAUACAGCCAGACUUGAAGUCACUGGCUUUGGGUAUGCAGACACUGAUAGUAAGAACUCUGGGUGGGAUACCUCCUCCGAUAUAUUUUGGAGCACUGAUUGACAGAACCUGUCUGAAGUGGGGUACCAAGCAUUGUGGAGGCCGUGGAGCAUGUCGACUCUAUGACGCUGAUGCAUUCAGAAUGACAUUUUUAGGGUUGAUUACUGGACUCUACUGCCUUUCCAACAUGCUUUGGGGACUCCUCUACUUCACAAUUGUCAAAAGACAGAAGAAGUUAGCACUGAAGAAUCCGGCCAAAGAAAAUGGACUGGAGGGGGACACGGCAGGCAAUGGACAUGCCAACAUCAACAUUGCUCAAACCAAAGAAGAUGCAGACAAUGAGAGCACUGUUUAAGGUGUUUGAGGAAGGCAACGCCGUUGAAUAAUGCAGGUGGACGACAGAUUUUCCACAAGUACUGUGAUGCAUCCAUCACACAUACGACCUAAUGUGGGCAUGGUACAGUGUCAGCGCUCUUUGGUCUUCGAGCAGCACACUACUUUUCUUUUUUUUCUUUCUUUUUUUUUUUUUACACAGAUAUUGUGCUGAAAACAUCUACCACAGUUUGUUCACUUCAAAGGUCAAAGAUCUGGACUUGAGCAUAGUGUUAAUAUAAAUAAUCAAAUGACAUUAAAUGAUGUGCAUUCCACAUCUUUCCAAAAAUGCAUCAACUUAGAGGUCAUUUUUAGCUCUACUUCAAAACAGUUGGCUGUCUAGCAUUUAUACUUGAAUAGUAUUAGGUCAGAUAAUGAUAGUGAUGUCUCAUCCUACAGCUUUAAAGUCAUUUGCGUGCAGUGACUGUUUUGCCAACAUGUAUACAGUAUAUGUCCAAUAUAUGUACAGUGUAUAGUUUAGUAUAGUUUUAAAUACCAGCACAAGACAACUGCAGUGUUUGACAGCCAAACAUGUGGUAGCAACACUUUGUAAUAUUAACAACUGGUCAUGUUUUUUGGUAAUAGACAAUGUUUUCUUUCAUGUUUUUCAGUGAGACUGAGAGUUUGUUAGAAAUGUUAAAUCUUAUCCAUAGACUGUACAAAAAUAAUGCCAAUAGCCUUGUUUCAUUGCGUAUUGGUUUGUGGAGGUUUUGAAGCCAUGUUGGAUGUUUGAACCCAGAAGUGACCGUUUUGGGAUGGAAGGGUCACACUUUAUAGACUGUAGCAACAGCCUGUCAUUCAAAGCAGCCCUGCCCUUAUCUAUGCAAGCCUUAAUAACAUUAUAAUUUUUUUUAAAGUACAGUUAUCAUGAAUGUUGAAAUUAGAUAUAGAGACCAAAACAGUUUUUUGUACCAGGCUGUUUCUGUUGUAAAGUUGGUCAUAUUAAAAUUGGGGUCCAUGGGCAUUUACUCGCUCUUGGAGCCAACCUCAAGUGGCCACUAGAGGAACUGCAGUUUUUGGCACUAUCACAUCGGCUUUAUUUUUCAGCCUUGGAGGUUGCUGCUUGGUACAACACAUUUCCUGAACCACCAGUGUUUGGUGUCUGGAUAAGUUCACUAUAGUUCGGACAGUGGAUUAUGAAUGAGCAGAGUGUAACUUAAACUUGAUUGUACUUUGUUUUACUCUGUUAUUUAAGAUAAGACAAACAAUACAAAACAUUAUUAAUCCCACACUGGAGAAAUUCACACGUUACAACAGCUCAAGAGUUAGAAAGCAAGAGAAAAAUGCAAAAAAAAGUAGGUUAGUGGUUAAAAAAGGAUAAGGAUACUCUGUUAUUUUCAUAAUCAUCAACGAAAAUGUAUCAUCAGCUAAUAUAUAACUGCUGUUAAUUAUGAGAAUUUAUAUGUUGAGUUUUAGUAUGUUGCUACAUUUUGUUUCAUCAUCUUAUCCUUUUUUCUUUUUUACAGUUUCAUUGAUUGUCCUUGAAGUAUAUCUAUAAGCAUUAAAGACAAUUUUUCACAA
Plectropomus leopardus (leopard coralgrouper) is the source of this 3831-nucleotide messenger RNA. RefSeq names its product solute carrier organic anion transporter family member 1C1-like. The record is from RefSeq and is a predicted model, not a curated record. Gene Ontology annotation, molecular function: bile acid transmembrane transporter activity; protein binding. Gene Ontology annotation, biological process: transmembrane transport; bile acid and bile salt transport; sodium-independent organic anion transport. Lineage: Eukaryota; Metazoa; Chordata; Actinopteri; Perciformes; Serranidae. Gene Ontology annotation, cellular component: basolateral plasma membrane.